Dovyalis caffra is the source of this 528-nucleotide messenger RNA. The record is from the annotation of a GenBank genome assembly. NCBI's taxonomy places the organism in Eukaryota, Viridiplantae, Streptophyta, Magnoliopsida, Malpighiales, Salicaceae.
AUGGUGUCACUUAGGCUGCAGAAGCGUCUAGCUGCUAGUAUACUCGAUUGCGGUAAAGGAAAAUUGUGGCUUGAUCCUAAUGAGACCAGUGACAUCUCCAUGGCCAAUUCCAGGAUGAACGUAAGGAAGCUCAUAAAGGAUGGAUUUAUUAUCCAAAAACCAAUGAUAACCCAUUCAAGAUCAAGGACAAGGAAAGUGAAAGAAGCCAAGAUUAAAGGGAGGCACUCGGGUUAUGGAAAGAGGAAGGGGACAAGAGAGGCAAGGCUACCAUCAAAGUUGCUGUGGAUGAGGAAAAUGAGAGUGUUGAGACGUUUGCUUCGAAAGUAUAGAGAAUUUGAAAAGAUUGAUAAACACAUGUACAAUGAGAUGUACAUGAAGGUGAAAGGAAAUGUCUUCAAGAACAAACGUGUUCUUAUGGAAAGCAUCCACAAGUUGAAGGCUGAGAAAGGAAGGGAGAAGUCACUUUUGGAUCAAUUUAGGGCCAAGAAAGCUAGAAAAGAUGGUACCAACAAGGAGAAGAAGACAUAA